GACGGAGUUUUCAUGUUUCGCAUUUCUUGUUUUUUUUCUGUUAUAGAAAAAGUCCAAAAAUGAAUAAAAUUAUAAAAUUUUUAAUAACGUCAGCAAGUUAUUUAUUUUUUCGAGUGAAGAAGCUCUUUAUCCCUUCGGCUGCGAGUCUUAGUCAUAACACCGUUGAACAAAAAUGACGAUCGUGGACAGCAUACACGGGACGGUGACGUACUACUGCUGGUGGUCCUUGUUCUACGCACUGGGCCCGAUGAUCUGGUUCUAUCCGCUGAACGAAUUAGAUAUCACGGGCUACGAGGCAUUCGCUGCAAUAUGGCUGAUCCCGAUUAUCACGGCGGGCGCUUUCGUGCGCAGAGUGUUGUUCUCCGAACGCGGCAGUGUGGCUCUGGAGUUGGGCAUGAUGGCGGGGAUUUAUUCCUUUCAAAUGCCGUCGACAUUAUCGCGACUGCAAGUGUUGAGCGCGGGCAACGGCGCGGCGAUGCUGUACUUUUGCGGGAAACUAUUCGCCGGCAGCCGGGAGACGCGCAUCCGGCAGUUCUGGCUGCUGAUGGGUGGCCACUUUAUUUUUCUGGCGUCGCGCCUAAUUAUGACCAGCAUCGCGCCGGCCUGGGCCGAUCACCGGACCAACUGGAUGAUUUUCAGCAUUUUUGCCGUCAGUAUUAUCACCCGCGUUCUCCUGAAAUUGGCCGGAUUUGCACCGUCUGAAAAUAAAGAAAAUACCGCUUCCGGUGGCGCGGCUGGCCAGCGUUCCAAAAUCUCCAGCCAUGCAGCGGCGGCCCCGCCCGCACCGCUUGCCUCGACCUUCCGGCAGAUAACCUGCGGCCUGCUCACCGGCAGUCUUUUUUACUUAACCCACUGGAUUUUCGGGGAGCUGGGCGUCCUCUCCCGGUGGGCGGUGCGCGGCGUCACCGCCCCGCCCUCCCCCCUCUCCCCCUUCCACACCGCGCCCCUCGUCCUCCUGGCCUUAUCCACCGGGAUGUUCCUGCCCUACUUCCACACCAAAACCACUUCCUCCUUUAAUUUUUGGCUGGCCGGGACGGUGACGUUUUUCGGGACGUACUUCCUGCACGAAUAUGCGGGAUUCUUCUGCGGAUUAUUCCUGGCGGUGUGGUGCUCGGUGGUGUGGGUGUGGAGUGUGCGGCGGUGGUGGGCGGUGGGGGACAACCCGGCGCUGGUGAUGACGGUGGCCAUGGUGACGUAUCUGGCGCAGAUCUUCUUCCAUGUGUGGACCGUGGCGUAUAAUUUCGUCCCGGGGGGCGUGUACACGCGGGAACGCUCGGAUGCGCUCAUUGGCGUGAUGUGCCUGGCGAUGCUGACGGCUUUCGGGAAAUUCGAGGGAUCCAUCCGGGAUCUCCGGCCGCCGAAUUUCUUCCGCUUAACCGUGUUCAUCGCGCUGAUCGUGGCCGGCGCGGCGACGGUGUACCGGCUCCCGCGGCAACCGCAGCCGAAGAAUUUAAAUCCCGACACCCGCGAUCUGUCCGCCGUGAUCUGGACGUUCCACUUCGGGUACGACAACCAGGGCUGGCCCAGUCUGCACCGUGCCGCGGAUGUUCUGCAGGCGACCAACGCCGACGUGAUCGCCUUGCUGGAGAGCGACGCCAGUAAACCCUACCUCGGACACAACGAUCUGGCCCUGUGGCUCAGCGAGACACUGGGCAUGUACGUCGAUUUCGGCCCGGCUACCAAGGACCAUACAUGGGGCAAUCUAUUACUGUCCAAAUACCCCAUCGUGACCUCCACCCACCACCUGCUCCCCUCGCCGGAAGGCGAACUGGCCCCGGCCAUCUCCGCGGUGCUCAACGUCUCCGGCCACUUGGUGACCAUCAUCUCCACCCACAUGGGCAACGACCGCGACCACCUGGACCGGGAGUUACAAACCCACUACCUGGCCAACCUCUCCGCCAGCUCCCCGCAUCCGGUCAUCUUCCUGGGCUACGUCACGUCCAAACCCUUCAGCCGCGAUUAUCUCCACUUGACGGAACAGGGAAGACUGAAGGAUAUUGAUCCCACGGAUCGGCAGCGCUUCUGCGAGUAUAUCAUGUACCGCGGUCUGGGGCGGGUGGGCUAUGCGCGCAUCUCCCACGGGGGCCUGUCGGAUACGGAGCUGCAGAUGGGCCGGUUUGUCGUCGGAUCGGAGGCGGGGGAAGGGGUCGUGGAGACGCGGGAGGAUGCGGUGCCGGCGUGGAUGCGCUUUUCUCCGCGAUUCGGCGGCUUCACGCCGGGACACUACGCGCCGUGGCGGCAUCACUACCACAUGAGUACGCCCAAGUAUUUCCUUGAUAAAACCGGCAGCUAAGGAAUGCGGUGCCUUUUUUCUUGGUGUACCUUGUAUAUGGACCAUGACAGUGAUUUAUAUUUAUUGCCGGUGUCGCCGUGGAGAAAUUGUUGGUUUCUAUAUUUUCUGUUGAUUAUGUGUUGGCAGCUCGGAGGACUAUCGUAACAACAGUGUUAUGCGAAA
Molecule: messenger RNA, 2455 nt
Organism: Paramacrobiotus metropolitanus
Lineage: Eukaryota; Metazoa; Tardigrada; Eutardigrada; Parachela; Macrobiotidae
Product: PGAP2-interacting protein-like
Exons: 6
Coding region: 173-2293 (706 amino acids)
Biological process (GO): GPI anchor biosynthetic process
Cellular component (GO): endoplasmic reticulum
Molecular function (GO): catalytic activity
Source: RefSeq, a predicted model, not a curated record